AUGGAUCGUUUCAGCCUCUACCCAACCGAUCUCCGUUCCUCGUCGAAGAACGCGGUGGAACACCGACGGGGUUUCCCCAUGAGCCUCCGUAACAAAGACCAACGGCGAAACACACGCAAUACGCCUAAUUUACUUUCAAGUCGUCCAAAAAGUAAGAAACAAUCCAGCGCGCUGACCGCUUUGAUCGCGGGCGGACAGCAACAGCUCAAAGAAUAA
Messenger RNA from Opisthorchis viverrini, 216 nucleotides. RefSeq lists its product as hypothetical. Lineage: Eukaryota; Metazoa; Platyhelminthes; Trematoda; Opisthorchiida; Opisthorchiidae. The coding region runs from base 1 to 216 and encodes 71 amino acids. The transcript is spliced from 3 exons. The record is from RefSeq and is a predicted model, not a curated record.